This is a messenger RNA of Rotaria sp. Silwood1, 4413 nucleotides long. The record is from the annotation of a GenBank genome assembly. NCBI's taxonomy places the organism in Eukaryota, Metazoa, Rotifera, Eurotatoria, Philodinida, Philodinidae.
AUGCUAGUUGAUGGUUUUCACUGGUUUAAAUUCAAUUAUUUGACUAGCUUGUAUUUAAUACUUUUAUUGACUCAAAUUGUUUUUAUUGUUGAUGCUAUUAAUUCAACUACUUCAGUUCAUAGUCGUCAGUUGUGUUCAAAGAUUCAAUCGAUACUUUCGUCUGGCAAAUAUAGAACAUCUGCAAUAUCAUCUAAUAUUACUUAUGUCUCCCAUGUCUAUACUCACAAUUUUCUUGCUUAUUCUCCUCAUGAUGACUUAUUAAUAUUUAUUGAACCAAAACAUCACUUAUACGUAUAUGAUGCACAAACCAUUCGCCUAAUUGUAAAUUUAACAACCACUGAUGUUAUUUAUGCUACAUCAAGUACAUCAUUCUCAGUUAGUGAUCGUCGUGAUCUAUUUUUUAUAUAUGAAUCACGUUUAGAAUCAGGUCUUCUAUCAUUACGCGUUUGUGAAGUGAUUUUUAAUAAAUUUAAAUUAAGUUUUGAGGAUAAAAAUUGUAUUAAAACAUUAUUAAUACAUUCGAAUAAAAAUGAUAUGCAUGUAAAUGGUUUAACUAUAAAACGUAAUCAUGCUAAAACAGAAAAAUCAAUAUUGUUUAUAUCAACGGAUAUUGGUCUUAUUUAUUCAAUAUUUAAUACAUAUACUGGUAUAUUGAUUCAUGAACCAGUUAUUCUAAAUGGUACUUUAAAUGAAGGAAACAUAGUUAUAACUCCAUCGGGUAUAGUUUAUUAUGCUAAUAAACAAGAACAUACAAUUCAUGAAUUGCGUAUAACACAAGACUUUCGUGUACGGUAUGGAAAAAUAAUUAAAAGUAGUGCAAUCAAAGCUCCAUUUGGUUUAAUAGCAGACGAAUGUAAUCAUCUAUUUAUAGCAACAAAAUUAAUGAUAUUAAUAAUGUAUGUUGAAAAAUAUACAACAAUACGUAGUGUAUUGCCGAAAACAUCCGAUUUACCGAUAACAAUUGAAAGACUUAAUUCAACUACAUACGUUUAUGUUACUGUUAAAGAAAAUUCUGGAAAAAUUCCAACUACAUGGAUGUUUAAUUUUCUUUCUUUUAUAGAAAAAUUUUCUGAUGUUGACACUACUUCUAUUAGCAAUACAGAUGUAUCUACCAAUACACUUGAUGAAUAUUCUCAGCUUUCAACAUUCGAUUCCUUGUUCUCGUCAAUUACACAACUACCAACAAGCCAUGAAGACAAAGAUCAUGAUAAGCAGAUUACACAAGAAAAUUUAGAAAUGAAUGAAGAUAAAUUACCCUUUUUAUCAUCGUCAUUAUCAAAUGAAGUUAAUAUUGAAUAUUUACAUUCGCCUAUGUCAACUAGCACAUCACUAGAAACAACUCUAAUGACAAAUCCAUUUGAUAUGACACGAUCUAUGUUUUUAUCAGAUGAAAAACCUUCGAAUGCUGAUUUAUCUAUCGAUAAAAUUUAUUAUCUUACAGAUCGAUUGGUUGAAAAUGCUUCUAAUACAAAGCAUGUAUCACCUACAAUAUCUUCGCAUGAGCCAUUAACUACCAAAAAAGAAUCUUUCGUGACGGAAUUUAACUUAGUUCAUCAAUCAGAUCAAAGUUUUUCGAGUUUUGAUAACAUCGAACCAACACAGCUUCCUUCAACUGUUAUCCAUGAGAAUGCCACCCUGUCAAUGCCUAAAUAUUUCUCGAACAUUAAUGUUUCUCAUUCUUCUUCUGAUUUCGAAUUACUUGCAACUCCAUCUGAUCCAUCAGUAUUAGAGAUUAAUGACAAUCAGAUCCAUUCUUCUUCACUAAAGACUAGUGAUGUAAUGAUUCCGAAUAUUCUUCUCGACACUACUCUACUUCAAAAUCAAUCUUAUUCGACCACUACUAUGAGUUUCAAUUACAAUCUUCACGAUGAUCUUAAUGAUGAAUUUCAAGUAAUCACAAAUCAAUCGAUAAAAAAUAUACAAAAUGAAACACUAUUCAUGACAGUCACUAAUUUCAUCCAUACAGAGAUGGAAAAUGAAAACAAUCAAACUAAUUCUUCAUCGAUAUCAACAGACGUUAAUAUAUCCACUACCCUACACUCAUCAUCACCAUUUGUUGUAUCCAGCACAGUCCCUAUUCUCACCAUUAAUUCUCAAUUAUCAUCACCACUUCACCCUUCACUUUCACAUUCAAGCACGACAUUAACAAAAAUCAAUCGAUUAUCAUCGUCAAAAUACUUUUCAGCAACAACUACAACAAUAUCUGCGCCUCCCACUAUGUUGCCACCAUCAUCUAUUAAUCUGCUACAAACGACUGAUCUAUCUACAUCGUCAGAUAUUACUGAGAAAAAUUCCAUUUCUAUUUUCUUUGACGAAUCAUUUUCUUCAAGUUAUACAUCAACUACUUCCUCUUUAUCAUCCACUGCAACUAAUGAUCAAUUCAUAUCGAAAUUUUCAAACAUUUUCUACGACGAGUCACUUACAUCUACAAUAUCUUUAGAAUCAAGUACGACCGAUUAUACAAUCCUUUCAACUAUCGUCACUACUAGUACUAAUUUGGAUUUAACCACGACAGUCCAAACAAAUGAGUAUUCAAGUCUUCGAUUAGAAACUACAAAUGAUGAACAGAAUCUUGUAAUUACCAAUGAAGAUUCUGAAAUACACACUUCGUUCCAAUCUUCAUCAGAAAUAACAUCAACUAUUUUUCUUGAUGUCCAUAAUUCCGAAACUGAACAUUCCACUCUCGUUGUAACUUAUCCAUCGACACGAUCUCGUCGACCGACAAGAAGACGAACUAGCAAAUUAUCAACAAUAUCGACCACUACUUCCACAAAGUCCACAGAUGUAUAUCGAACUCGUAGACGAAAAAUAACACAUUGGAAAUCACGAAUAUCAACUGUUAAUACAAGUACUUCUUUAGUUCGGACAUCCACCAUCAAUCAUCAAUUCUUAACUUCUACUCCAUUUUCUAUUGACCGUUCAAACUCAACGUCUCUUCAACAACAAAUGAUUGUAAUUAAACCAUCUAUAAACAUAAAUUCAUCAAAUACACUGUUAUCAAAUGAAUUAUUCAAUAAACUAUUCAAUAGUACAACCAAUUCUUCUACUGAAAAAAUUAUUUAUUUUAAUUUACUUGAUAUUCCACCAUCAUCAUGGAAUCUUGCAUUAAAUACAAAUGAAAGUAUUGUUUUCGAUAUAGCAGUACCAUCUUCUUCUUAUUCAUCAAAUUUUCAUAGAACAACAAAUUUAACAAUUACAAAUGUUGAAGCAAAUCGUUUAUCAACAAAUAUUAUUGGUUCACCAGUUAAUUUGCAAGUUGAUAAAGUUCAAGCAAAAAAAUUUUCAUUAGCAAUGAAUCAAGGAAAUAAUGAAACAAAUCAAUCAUUAUCUGAUGUGAUUAUCGGUUAUAUUAAGACUGAACAAUUUGAAUUAAAAUUAACAAAGUUAGAUAAUAUGAAUAUGCAUAUUCAACAAAUUGAUUCUGAAACAGCUGAAAUUUAUUUUGAUAGUCAAUUUUGUACAGAUGAAAAUAAUCUAGAAAUAAAUUUAAAGCUUUCAAAAGCUGGAACUGUUCGUUAUGGUAAUCGAACACCAAGUCAUAUAGGACCAGUUUUUACUCGAUUACAUAUGCUAAGACAAUCAUGUGACCUUGAUCAACCGUUAAGAUUCUUUUUUGAUAUAUGUCAAAGUGAAAAUCCAUGUUUGAAUGGUGGUACUUGUGAAUCUCUUCUACCAGAUUAUGAUAAUAAAUUUUCUUCUCUUAAAAAAACAACAGAAGUUCAUUAUCAAUGCAUUUGUCCCUUAUACAUAACAGGUGAACAUUGUCAAUAUUUAAGAUAUCCCUUUGGUUAUUGUGUUAAUGGUGGAAAUUUAGUUGAGAUUGUUGAUUUAAAUAUCAACUCCAAACAAAAAUGUUUAUGUCCACAAGGUUUUCAAGGUGAUCAUUGUGAAGAUAAUAUUGAUGAUUGUAUAAAUAUAAAAUGUUCUAAUCAUGGAAUAUGCCUCGAUGAUAUUAAUUCGUAUAGGUGUUCAUGUUUUGAUGGAUAUUAUGGGAAUGAAUGUGAAGAAAGAAGAGUAGAAAUGCUUUUAAUACAAGUUGCAAGUAAAUCGUUUGCUAGUGUAGCGAUUUUAUUAAUUAUUUCUAUUGGUUGUCUUGUUAUUGCAAGUGAUAUUCAUACUUAUUUAACAAGAAAACAAACAAAACGUUAUAGAUCAAAUAAAAUUCCACGUGUUGCAUCAGAAUUAUUUGAAAAUUCAGUUCUUUUACUUGGUUUUAGUGAUGCUCCUAUGGAGAUGAGUGAUUUAUCAGCAAUCGACAUCAGAAAACAAUCUAAGAAAAUCAAACAAUAUUCAAUGAAUAUAGGAAAAAAAUCUGGUUAUCGAAGUAUCACAAGAGGAAAAUAUAUCAAAACAUUACGAAAACCAACAUCAAAAAGUUAUAUAUUAUCAAAUCCAACUUAUCAAAAAAUUUAA